Messenger RNA from Plasmodium cynomolgi strain B, 9213 nucleotides. RefSeq names its product sporozoite asparagine-rich protein. The record is from RefSeq and is a predicted model, not a curated record. Lineage: Eukaryota; Apicomplexa; Aconoidasida; Haemosporida; Plasmodiidae. The transcript has 4 exons. The coding region runs from base 1 to 8823 and encodes 2940 amino acids.
AUGUCAAAAAAUGAGUUAGAUAUCAUCUUUGAGCAUUACGAUAUCGGAUUAAUUGUUCUCACCAAAAUUCACAACAUAAGAAAAAAAUAUGAAGAUGAAAAAAAUAGCAUGCAGAAGGAUGACAAUAAGCUGGACAGAGAAGAUGCGGAGGCUUUUGAACAAAAAGUCAGAGACUUUUUUCUGAACUAUAAGAUGGACCCUCCACAUGGCCAAAAUGAUGACACAGAAAAUGGGAACAAUAAUGGCCAUAAACACGAUGGAAGGAAUGUCAUAAAUGACCAAACGGAUAGGGAGAACUCGAACAAAUCAGGCGUUAGGGAGAGUGAUUCCUUUCGAUCCACUGAAAAGACGGAUGGGACAAAGCGCGAAGGCGAUAAUAACGAGCUUCACAGUGUGGCGGAAAGAGCGCCUCAAAAAGUUGGCCAGAGGAAUAACCACAGCGUUGCGCAGAAUGCCACACAGAGUGCCGCCCCAAAAGAAGAUUUUAAUCGAACAGCAGAGACCAAUCCCCACGAAAUAACUUUCAACGAAGUUACCAACAAAAGUACGUUAAAAUCAGAAGGAACCACUGACAGUCAUGAAAUGUGCCGAAGAAAAAUAAAAUUAAAGGUGGAAGAAUACCAUGGUGAAAAUGAGUCCAGAGUAAGAGAGCACCAGGAACAGAUAGAUAACACCAGCACUAGCGGUCACAACGCAUUGAGCUCAAAUGAGAAUCCUUCCCUUAAGCUGAAAAUUUUAAAUAAUGCCAGCCAUAACCUGAUAGAAACAAAAAAAAGAAAUGCACAAGUAAUAGAAAAGCUUGUCAAAAUAGAGGCAAGUUGUGAAGAGAAAGAUAAGGGCCAAAUGAAGACAGGUCAAAUACGCCAGAAUAUGCACGCUCAGCAGCGCCUACAGGAGGAAAAACAAACACGAGGAUCUAAAAACGCAGAGAGGAGAAAGGAAAGGAUAGGGGGGAAACAAAGUGUGGCGGUAGAAGUGAAAAGGGAAAUUGUGCGAAAUGAAGCGGACGUGGGUGGAGGUAGCAAAAAUGGUGAAGACCCAAAUGGUGAAGACCCAAAUGGUGAAGACCCAAAUGGUGAAGACCCAAACGGGGAAAACCCAAAUGGCGCGAGCAAGCAUCACACGGGCGAGAAGAUAAAACCCAGGAGAGAGCCGGAUGAAACCAUUUUCCCCGCACGAAAGAAAAACGAAACUUACAAAAAAUUCAGCAAAAGAUUCAACAGAAAAAAAAUAAACGAGUUUGUAGACUACCCAGACGAGCACUGCUUUUACAUCACGGAUUUGUGCAAAAAGGGAACCAUGCUAUCGCUCAAGAGGAACCAAUUAACCAACCAGCAUAGAGAUAAAUAUAAAUUUUCCCUUUACCCGAAAUUUACAAGCCCUCUAGGCACUAACCAAUACCUCCCAUUUAGUAGGGAAGUACAGCCUUUAAACAAUAUGCGCAUGAAACUCAACUUAUUUAAGCAGCUAAAUGAAAAAACCCUCACCCAAGGCACCAUUAAUGAAUUAGGUAACUCACAGAAUAGUAAAGAAAAAAGAUCAUCUAAUUCAUGUGACGCAUUUAACGAAUACGACAUUUUACAAAGCUGCUACCAAGUAGAUGAAAAUCACAUGUCUAACCACACUUACACCCUAGAUAACGUCGAAAAUGUAGUUUAUAAUACGUGUGACUGUUCAACCUUCAUGAAUUUACAAAAUAUUGUUUGCGACUUGAACGAGGUGGGCAUCCCAGCUGGCGGGAGAAAUGCAGUCAACCAGAGCGAGACACGUGUCUUCAGCUUUAACAGCACGAAGGGGGAUAACGCUAAAGGAGUUGUCGAAAAGAAGGACGAAGGACACAGAAGGGACGCCCCCGUCAAGGGAAGCUAUGAUCAGCGUGCCGCAACAAAUAAUAGAACGUACUCACCAUUCGGUUUCAAUUCAAAUUUUCAAGGAUUCCCCAUGAUAAGCGGCCACCUUAGCAGCAAUAACGUAGAGAAUUAUUUCACGAGCGCGGAUGGCACAAAUUAUAGGAUUAUAAAUAUGAGUUUCAACCCAAAUAGCAGCAUCGCAGCAAAUGUCUACAAUAACCCUGUGAUGAACCCCCCCCAUAACAGUACGUACACCAUGAGUAGUAACAAUUAUAUCCUUAACAGAAACAGCAUAAGUAUAUUCUCCGAUGGGAACAUCCUCACGAAUAAUCCUCUUCCAAACUGCAAUUUAAAUGUUAGCUGCUUCAAAAAUGACUUAUUUAAUACAAGAAAAAGUUUUUCUCAUAAUAAUUUUUACCACCAUUUAAAUCCAUAUUACAUUUUCAAGUAUAGUAAUGAUCCGGGCAUGACCAUCCACAAUUAUUACAGCAAUGGUUACGCCACAAUGAACAACCGAAGGAGUAGUUACACUAACGGAAGAAUAACCAACAGGGCUCUUUUCUUCGCAGAUAGGGAAUACAUAAACAUGUUUGCAAAAAAUUACACGAAACGGAGUUUCGUUGAUAGGAAUCCUUCCAACCAAGAUUCUUCAUCGCGGAUAUGUAACCACAACUUCACUCCUUGCAUAUGUAACCAGAAUGAUCAUUUAAACCACCAGACAAACAACAGAAAUAGUUUGUUUCAUACCAAUCAGUACACUGCCAAUCAGAUUGAAAGCAAUCAGCAUAGAGACAAAAAGGAAAGCAACUCUUACAAUCUAUCAGUAACAAACCGUAAUCAAAUAAUCAACAUAUCAUACAACGAUAACGUGAAUCUGUUUGGCACAUCAGUACCUGGGGAGUGUUUCCUCAACACCAGUCCAAUCAACUUGGAGAACCAACCUACCCUUUCUACGAACAUUUUAAUCAACGUCCAAAAUGCACAUGGACAACAAGUAAAAAAAAUUCAAUCGCUGCUAACCGAUUCGCCAAGUGCCCAGAUUUGCUCAUUUAAAGAUGCAUCAUCAACGUUGGAUGGACCGGCAAGCCUCCAGGACGUUGCCGUGCAUUAUCUUAGCGAUGAAUUACCCGUUAGAAAUGAAAGCGGCGAUGCAGUCCACGGUGUUGGCAACGGUGCUGGAAACGGUGCAGGAGGAGAGCCCCCCAAAGCAGUUAAACAAGAAAUAGGAGACACACACGCAGACGUAGUCCCGGCAGCAGAAAAUUUGAGCCCAGACCACCACGUCAAAGGUAAGCAUAUGAUUACACAAGGAGGAAGCCCCAAUAAUAACGAGGAAGCAACGCAGGUGGACCCAAACAACCACCCGCUUCAUACAGAAACAAAUUACGCAGAUAUGCGCACAGCCAAUAGCGAGCAAGCGCAUCAAAACGAAGGACCAAAUUAUGCAUUGACAAAUAAGUCACACAGGGGAGAAAACAAAGAGUCACGAGUUGCGGGGGAUCUAAUCUGUGUAGAGGAAGUCCGAGCAUAUUUUCCUCACGAAAAUAAAACAAUGAGAAGGUAUAGCGACACGCCAAAUUUGGCAAAGCAUGAGAAGGCGGAUUUGCACUGUAUGGGCAUGGGCGAAGUGAGUAGACAAGGAGUCGAAUUAGAGGGCGCUCCCAACUACGUCUUUCACCCUGACACUGAUCAGGAGCAGCAACAGAGGCAACAGCAGCAACAGCGGCAGCAGCAGCAACAGCAGCAUCACUACCACCACCAAUCGCAACAAUGGAACCUUCCCCACGCGGAGGACCGCCACUUCUCGGUGAACGUGCAACACGAACAUCUCAACGAGAAGGGCAACAUCUUCUCGUCCGCGUUGAACCAGGGGGCUAACCCCAAGUCGGAAGGCCCCAUUAUCCCCCUCUACACGUAUGAGCAAAACGACGCAGGGAAUGAAAAAAAAACACACAGCAGCAACAGCGAAGUAAUUAUGUACCACCCCUCGUACUAUGUGAAUUACCUUCCCCAUCCGAUAAAAUGUGAACCUCUUUUUGAUGUCCAAAAUGUGUAUAAUCAAGUGAGAGAAGAAAAUAAGAAUGCGCUAAAUUACCAUGUUGAGAAAAAUAAUUACACAGCUCACCUUAACAAGACGGGAGAGGUUCUCCUUGAAAGCACCCCAGAAAGUAUAAUUGCCUACAUGAAUGAACCCUCACCAUGGCUACAACUACACAAAAAGGAAGAACCUAAUGACCGCCUUUUCUUCAACACCAAUGAACAAAGAAGCAACAACAAUUAUGCCCUAAACCAUGUAAAUUAUAUCCCAUUGCAAAAUGGGUACUACAAUAAGGAAGACAAAUACAGUAGAGUUAAAGACAUUAACAAAAUGCUCGUUAAAAAUAGUGAAAAUUACGUUUUAACAAAGCAAGAAAUUUAUAGGAAUGGCACUCAUAACACUGUACAUUUGCAACCACAUGGUAUGAAUAACAUUACACUUUCGAUGAAGAAUGAUGAACUAGUGGAUUGUAUGAUGCACAGAAAUGUGAAUAUGGACAUCAUAAGGGACGAGCUGAACAACAGUGGCGGUAGUACCCUCAACGGAAGCCUCGGCAAAAACAUGCCCAACAGUGCGCUUAACAGAAUAGACUCGAUCAACGCCGUAAACACCGUCAACAACGUCAACACCGUCAACUACGCCAACACGGUCAACACCGCCAACAACCUCAACACCAUCAAAACUGUAAACAACAUGAAUAUCCACACCAACAGCGUUGUAGACAAAAGGAUAAACCGAAGUGAAUUCCCAGCUGAAAACUUCCACUACCCACGAGGCGACAAGGUAAUUGCAAACAACUACUUGAUGGAUUCCCAUUUCAACACGCCACAACAGGUGGAGUAUUACGCAGAGGAUCAUAUGAUGCCCACAAACUUUCCACACCUGAAUGCUCAUUAUACGCAAAAUAAAUUUCUCUGUUUGGAGAAUAAAGAUCAUUUUGAACGUGGCAACAAGGAAUCAGUGCAGAAUACUCAACAGGAUAAUUGCGACAAUAGGAUUAACACCAAUGUAGAAGAUCUAAGCAUAGUCGAUCCCUAUAGUUUGAUGGAAACGAAGAACCAUGUUCAGCAUACUUAUAUGCCCUACCAUUCUAACUACUACAAUGAAGAGCUGAACCCAAAUUCCUCCUUCUAUGGCGACAAUGUAGACAACAUGAACCCAUUUAACGAUGAUGAGCUAAAUGUUUCAUACAACAACUGUUACUUAACCCGGUACAAUAUGGAUAAUAAUUACGAUGACCCAAAUGAACGCAACAUGUAUGAGCAGGGCCUGUUUAACCAAUUUAAAAGUAUCCAGGGGAAAAACUCCUUCCCCUUUUACAACCCAUUAAGUGCGUAUGCAGAAGGGACCGUUGCCAAAUACGGGUUCGACUGCAGAUAUGUAAACGAGAGCACGAACAUUAAUGCGUACAACAAUGAGUACACCAACGAUCACACCAACGAGUACACCAACGAGCACACCAACGAGUACACCAACGAGCUCACCAACGAGCAUACCAAUACCCACACGAGCAUCAUCGUGCACAGCGGAAGCGCGCGACGCGUGGGGGAAAACUCCGACGACCCUAGCCGCAACCCGGGCGCCUUCGACCAGCAGGAUGAAGCGAAAACUUAUGGGGAAAAUAACAACGCUAGUGCAGGAAGAAGCAUCCGAAACGGAAACAAUAUCUCCAACAGCAACAAUAAUGAGGGCGGAACGAUCAUCCAAAUACCCACCUUUUUCAACCACGCGACGAACAAUCUAUAUAGCCAAGCCAACAUGGAAACCGCACAAAACCUGAGCGAAAACGACCUAGCAUAUUCCCAAACGCCAGGAAGUGACAGCUUUAACAAAAUAAAUGAAAAAUAUCAGCCAUCACAGAUAGACACAAGUAACAACCUAUACGGCAGUAUCGAAAGAGACAUUACUAAAAACAAUUCCCCAUGCGACUUCUUGCAGAGCGAAAAUAAUGACCAUUACGAAAUGACUGCCAGUUUAACACCUAGAGAAUCACCCAACUGUUACAUUAAUGCUAUCAAUAACAAAAGACACAUGAUCAGCUUCAAUUCGAAUGCCACCGCUGAAAUGGGGAGUUUUAACAACAGCGCAGAUGUGUUCAAUGUGCACACGACAGACGACAUAACAAAUAUUUUUUCCAACAACGUAGAACAGGUCAAAUGGGACCACUUCUUAGAUCAGACCAAUUCUACGUACCAUGAUCCCACCAUGUACAGUUUUCAUCACAAUUUUAGUGGCCAAAACAGUGUAGAAUGUAGAAUCCAUAUGCAGAAUCUACCACCUUAUAACAAUUUGGCUAGCUUAAAUGACAUCCUCCCAAGCAGUCUCACUAACUCUGUAAGUAACUACACUAACGGGAUGACCAACCAAAGGAACACAAACAGUUGUUACACAAAUAACGUGACCAACUACAACCAGUGUAGUACUUGUAAAAGCAUACCAGCAACAAAUUUGAGCCUAGCAAAAAUGCAAAAUGGAAGUAUAGAAAAAGACAGCUUCCCCAGUAAUGCCCUCCGUUUUAGUAACCGCAGAUAUGCCCACACGAGUGAUGAUAACAGGACGGAUAAACGAUUAAACCAGUUGUGCGGCGACCCAAUGAGUGAAGAUAGCGUUGCCAUCGUAAAACAGGAAAAUGAGUUUUCCACGGAUAGAGGUAGAAAUGGAGAUGAACAAAAUGACGCACAGGUGUGUGGCCCUCAAAACGGCGCAGGCCAAUACGGUCCACAACAUAACCCCCUCCAACAGAUCAUAAGCCAUUUCAACCCAUAUAAUGACAGCUACAACGUUAUGCAUCCCGUAAAUUAUCGCCCUAAUUUUCUCAAUGGAGAAAAUUAUCUUCCAUAUGUAGCUCCCCACAAUUUUAACCUAAUGAACGGUCAUGACAAAAACAGCUCCACGGGUUCUAAGAACCCAUUUUUGUGCAUAAAAAAAGGACCCACGUCUGAACAAGCCAACAAUACCAUUACGUACGAUAUGACUAACGAAGUGAACCCCCUCGUAAGCACUGCAAUAAAGAGCGAUUACAACACCAACUAUUAUAAUCCACACACCGGAGUGGAAGUAAAAAAGGAAAUAUUCUCAAACGAUUUAGAAGACAAUACACCUUUUGAUAGUUAUCAAAAUUGGUACCAUCUAACAUUUUAUCCAAAUGGAGAUAAACGAAACAUCCCACUGAAUCACAACCAUCAUGUAGAUUCUUCUAACCUUCGUAUGUUCAACUCGUGUCAGAACACGUACGAUGCCACAUCAAAUGAGCUCCUAAAUUACAAACACCAACCGUAUAAUAAUAUAAACAACUUAAAUGCACUAGGCAACAAUUUGAUGAAUGUCAUUGGGUUAAACAAGAUGUAUAAACUUAGAGACAAUCUAUACGGCAUGCCAAAUUUGAGAGAGCAGAAAGGGAAAAAUGGAACACCCUCAAGUUAUCCGGUCAACGGAGGGCUUAGCAACACAGAAGGGAAUAACCCGAUUGCCUCAACAUGUAUGAACGAUCUAAACAAAUUGAUCACUCCUAAAGAGGAGAGGACGGAAAAUGUAAAUUCCUUGCUUCCCUGCACAAGUAGCAGUAACAACCCAAACGGAACCGACAAGUUAAGCUCCUUUUUUGGUAACACGCUUGUCAGUAGAAACUCCCUGAAUAAUAAGAACCGCUUCUUGCAGCAGCAAAGUGCCUUGUGCAACAUUUUAGGAAAUGGAGGCAGUCUUCUCGGUAGAGAAAUUGUGGACUACGAUCCGAUGAGCCUGAAUUCCUUGACAAAUAAUAAUUAUAAUGCCUACAUGUAUUUGUUUUAUUUAUAUAAACAAAUCGAGAACAGAAAUCACAUCAACAGUAAAAAUGUAGCAGAUGGCACAAAUGAUGGCAGUGGAAGCGUGUAUGUCCGUAGAGACUUAAUGGAUCUGAACAAAGUGCACAGCCUGUUGUGUAAUAGUAGCAUACCCGAUGGCACGAACGCGGGAUGCGAAAAGUACGCUAAUGACGGACCCCGAAACAGCCAGAAAAUCCGCACCCAACAAACAGGUGAAAUAUACCCCAAAGAUGCAUUCCAAAAUGUUCCGCCACAAAAUACAAACCAAGACAACAUAAACCAUUACAGAGAAACACAAAACUCAGUAAACGACAGACCUUUGGAUGUAGACUCAGGCAGAAAUAUGAGCAACGAAAUAAACAGGUACAUCGAAAAUUAUCAAAACCAACUAAACUGCAUUAGCAACCUUAAAGAUAACCUACUCAGUUGUAAUGCAUAUAACGUAGGUGUUCUCAAUAAAAAUUAUCCACCAAAUUACCCUUUACAUUUAUUAACCUGCAACACGUUAAGCGGCACCCCCCUGAGUAACAACCCCCUGAGUGGCACCCCUGUAAGUAACAACCCCCUAAGUAGCAACCCCCUAAGUAACAAUUCGCUUUGCCUAAAUGUAUUAAACAGUGUUCACCCAUCCCAGCAUAGCAAUUAUAGUACGCACCAUUUGAGUGAAAAGAAUAAGCUCCUAUUAAAUGAUGACAGUAAAGACCACAUAGGCAGUAACAUUAACCUCGCUUCGAACCAAUUGAAGAAUAUCCUCCACAGUGCCGGUAGAACCCCCAAUGCUGGCGGCCCCUUCCCCAUUCCACUCAUAAAUUAUUACAAUCUGCAGUUGUUACUCAACUACCUGAGGGAAAAACAGGCCUACAAUUCGAUGAACCAAGACGCUGCACAGAUUGCCACUGAUAUGAACGGCAAAAAGGACGAUGUCGGCGAUGUGAUUGCCAAAACGAACGAGAUCGCGAACAGCAACGUGAAUGAUCACGACGGUAAGAACAACGAUGAUGGCAAAAGCACCCCCAAGGACGGUGCCAAGGAUUCUGGGAAAACGAAUGCCAAAGGGGGGAAUUCCAAAAAUCCGAGGAAGCACAGCUAUUCUAUAUCCUCCGUUGGGUUCAGCAACAGAAGCAAGAGGUAAAUGAACAAACAUAAUUACUUUACCUCCACGUUGUGUCCACAACAAACUUACCUAUCCAAACACUCAGCACAGGAACACGAAACGAUUUUCAACGUGUACUGGCACCUGCUGAACAAGGAAAAGUAUCAGUACAUACAAAACAUUAUCCUGUUCCUGGACAGCAAUUUAUAUACGAGAGCCGUGUGGUUACUAAAAAAGGGCUACAGCAUGGACGACUUCCAAGUCCAGAAGGCGGAAAGAAAAUUGAUAAAGUUGAUGCUGCUAGUUUUCAAAUUUACCCAUGAUUACAAAAAUGACAGUGGUAAGUACGAGCAUAUAAAGUCCUUCCUGUAUUCCCUGAAAAGCAGUCACAUCAAUUUUGAGCUCAUGAAUCGCUUCCUCUUCUAUUGA